AGGGGCUUGUCAGUAGUCUUGAAGGAAGGAAGAGAAAAAAUUCUGGUAGUGGUUAACAAGGACAACCUUUUAUUUUUUUUGACUCAACUUGAGGCUAGUGGAAUUGGGGAUUCCGUAGAGGGAAGACCCUAUCUCCCCCUCGAAUCAGCCAACCCCCCGCCCCCCAACCCUGGCGGCUCCUACGAGCUACUGAUACUGAAGGGGGAAGUAAAAUCAUUCCCUUUUGAAACAUCUUUUUAAUUGCAACAAACGGAAAAGGACUCGGGCGCUUGUGGCAGCGGGAGAUAGAAGGAGGUCCCCAGACAAAAGGGAGUCCCCUGUGGCUUCAGCUCCAGCUGCAUUGUGCUACGGUAUCGUGACAGCUCUGGUUAUUGCAGGAGCUUCUUUAAGGACUCUACCAGACGUGCUGGAAACUGCCUGAGACUGGGUAGUGGGGAGAGGGGGAGGGAGGGAGAGAAGGAGAGAGGGUUGGAUUCUAGAUUAUUCAUUUCAAUCUCUCCCAGCAACUACCGGACAUGUCAAAAGGGCCGGGUUCCCUUGUCCUGGCCCCCUCCCCGUGUUUGCGUCAGUCCGUACCCCGGACUGCCCUGAGAAGCCUCAGCAGCCUCACCGACUUGGACCGGGGCAUGUCCCAGGCGCCGAGGCGAGGCAAUCCCUUCUCGGCUCCGGGGCCCCAGUCCCACCCACAGAAGUCAGGUUCUUCCAGCUGCGACCCUUGUUUGAGGCCCAUUAUUCACCGCCGGGCCCGCUCGCUCCCCAGCUCCCCCGAGCGCAGGAAGAAGGCGUCAGGGAACGCGGGGGCCCAGUGCAGACCCGGUUGCAAUCGACAGCACCGGGUGCGAUUUGCAGAUGCGUUGGGUCUGGAGCUGACCCAGGUGAAGGUUUUCAACGUUGGGGAAGACCCGUCGGUCCCACUACAUGUUCUUUCGAGGCUAUCCAUCAAUUCCGACCUCUGCUGCAGUAGCCAGGACUUGGAGUUUACCAUCCAGUGCCUGGUUCCGGACUUCCCGCAGCCAGCAGACGGCAGCGACUUCUCAACCCGGCUGCAAGGCCAACGGGUCUGCCUGGAGAGAGUCACUACCUCAGACCUUGGCUUAAGCGGCACCGUCCGGGUGCUUAACUUGGCCUUCGAGAAGCAGGUGACUGUACGCUACACCUACAAUUGCUGGAGGAGCCAGCAGGAAGCAGGAGCUCUUUGGCGUAGCAGUGAUGGGGAUUCAGAUGUGUUCACUUUCUGCUUCCCUGUACCCCCCUACCUUCUGGGGCUCAGUUCUGUGGUCCAGUUUGCAAUUAGAUACCGAGUCGGGGGGAAUGAAUACUGGGACAACAAUAAAGGCCAAAACUACAGUCUCAGGUGCCAGACCCAUCCUCUCAAAAUGCCCCAGGAAUGUGAGGAGAGCUGGAUCCACUUUAUUUGAAUUAUGAUCAAGGCGAAUUUUUGAUGGGGGUGAAGUUUAACUUUCAGGAAGAGUACUGUAGGGGAUAUUUAAAAGCCUUGGAGUUUUUGUCAGUCCUGUGAACAUCUUGGAUAUUUCCAGCACAUAAAUCAGUACUUUACAACAUAAGUUAGUACUUAAAAAGGCCCGUUUUAUAUGGGAGCCACACUUGCAGAAAUUACAAGGAAAUGUUAAAAUAAGAGUGAAGACAGGCCAUAAUAACAGUUGUCCUUUCUUUUUUUUAUCUCAUCUAAAAUCUAAACCAUUUAGCUAUUGGAAUAGAGUCUGUCUGCAAGGCCUAAUUUCAGCAGUUUCCUUUAUCCUAAAGCUAGAAACAAACUUGUUCUGGUAAAGUUUUAAAGCAUGUGUAUGUCAUUUAGCAAAUUAAUUUUUUUAGUUUGGGAGACCAAUUCUUACUUUGUAAUGUGGUAUUUAUGAACGUGUAGUCUGGCAGGCACUGCCUUCAGAGAUUAGGUUUUGCCAAGUAUUUUUGGAAAGGUCAUUUCUCUCCUAGAUUGUUAGGAGACCUCUGACUUUUGCAUGUGCCCUAAAUGUGUCCAUAGAGCUUAGGCAUUGUUAGCAUUUCUGAUCUUGGUAUGUUUUCCUGUAAACAAAUGCCUUCCUAAGAACAGGGACAUUUAGGACUUUAAUAAGCUUAAAUAGAUUGAGUAGUGUGGUUGUGUUGUGCCAGCUGUAAACAGAAUGUAUCACUUUCUUUUUGAGUAUGAAGAACAUCAUAGUACCUUGUAGUGUUCUGGACAUGUCUCCAAUCAAAUAUGAGGUCAUGUUUAUUUGUCAAUCCAGGGUUUACAUUUCUGUAAAAAUGGAGGACUAUUAAUAGUACAGAAGUGUAAACUGAAUCACAUAACCAUUCAUGUGUUGUGGUUUCCCCACCCAUGUGGGUCUAUAUUGCACAUGGGCAAGAGCCAACAAUUUAAAACGUAAUCACUUCUGCCAAAAUACAAAUGUUACAGCAGUUGGCUUUUCUAUGUAAAGUAUUUCCAUUAUAGAAGCCUAAUAAUUAUUUGUCUGCAUUGUUUUCAUGUGUUUUAUUGCAUUAUUCUAUUUAGAUUUGAAGCUACUUGAACAUUUCAAGAAAUUUUGCCUUAAAUCAUUGUGUUUAGGUAUCCCUAAAUCCAGAAUACAGUUUCAGGUGAGAGAGGCUUUUAAUAUUCCAUUUAUGAAGUUAAAAUGAUUUCUUAUGUUUGUUCAAAUAUCAAUAUUAUAUCAGUCAUCUUUCAGAGUGAAGAUAUCACAUAAAUUUACAAGACAUUAAUCAACAGCAAAAAUACUGGUGGUAAUAAAUCCAUAGAUGCUUGUUAUUUUUUUAAACUGUUUAAACUGUGUGUUUGGCAAUACCAGACACCUGUAAAUUUUAGCUGUGAUCUCUUGUGCCUUCAGAAAAUAGAAAAUUCUAAAUGCCGAAUAAUUUUUCAGUUUUCUCUCAUUUUGUAAUUUAAAAAAUGGUUAAUAUACCUCUUCUCCAACCCAGAGAUAGCAGGGACAGAACAGUAUUUACUAAAACCAUACCACAAUUAUAUAAGAAUUCAUUAGUACAGUAAUGACUUCUCACGGUGCUGAGUGGUAUCUCUGACAGAUAGUGGAACAGAUUAGUUGAUCAAUUGAAUAAAAUUUCAGAUGGAAAAUAUUGUAACCAACACUGUGAUUUAAGUUUUUGAAUAUUAUUUGGGAUGUUAAAUCAGUAAUUUCAAGGUUAUUUUUGCAUUUUAAUCUACUUUGUUUGGCUUAUAACUUGUGUUUAAGAAUCCAAGGAAACAGCAAGCACUAUCUCUUUAACCUCUUGAUCUUAGAUCACCCAAUUAUCUCUGUGGAAAUCAAGCCUUAGCUGGUUCUUAAAAAUUGUGCACUACAUUGUCAUGCAAGAGAGAGACAGGCCCAGUUGCAUUUCCUGUUUUACUGCCCAACUAAGCCAAAGGCCUCUGUGAUCCUGGUUUCCCUUGCACUUAUCCCUUGCCCAGAUCAGGGAGCACAAGACAGUAGUUGGGUGUUUUUUGUAUUAUUUAUUGGUGAUUGGCUGCUAAAUUUUUUGGCAUGUAGCUAAAGGACCACAGAGAAUGUGUGAAAUUCACCGUCAUAAAGUGUUCUAUAUAAGGAAAGAUAAGAAAUAUCAAUAUAUUUUAUUUAAAUAGUGCAUCUUUAGGGUUUGAUGAGAUAAGCUCAGGGUGCCUUUAAAAUGAUCAAGAUUUGGAAGGUUUAAAACAUGGAAUCCAUGAACAAUUAAAAGAUCAAAUAUGGCUAACUAAUCAAUAGGGAAGCUAUAGAGCACCAAAAGGUCCUUUUAGAACAUAAAUCAAUACUAAAUAUCAACUGUGUUGUUUAAAUAUCAUACUGGAUUGUAUAAUUAGUGGGUUUUCUCUUUGAUCAUUUUUAAUAUGGUUGUUUUUUAUUUUUGCACCCUUUUUUCACUUAUUAAAAGUUUUAGUAUAUGCACAUGUUGGUUGUUAUUUCUAGCAGUAUUGGGUGUGUUUUCUUUACCACCUUUGUAUAUAUAACUUUGGUUUAAAUUAUUUCAUACAUGGUUUUCACCCUUAAAAUGCUUACCUCUAUUUUAGCAAAAAUGUGCUUAUUUUAUCCUAAAAUUUCAAUGGUCUCCUUAUAAGUAGUAGUGUAAAGGAAGAAUUUUUAUUUACUGGAGUAAUAAUGCUACAUUUUCAAAAGAACAAUAAGUACUCAAGCCUAUUAAUAUAUCUUUUAUUAUUUGUCAAAGCAGGGAUGAUGGCCAUGAAUUCAGAAAAAAAAAUUUACACUUACCUUUCUAAAAUUACAAAAUAGCCAUACACAAAGUGUAACUAUCACUUUGUCAUCUCUGUCUUAGGAAGCUCUUAAAAAUUACAUAGUUAUCAGAAGGUGUGGAAUUAAUUUUGAAACUAGUGUUUCAUUAUCUCAACAUUUAUUAAAUAUAUAGCACAUCCCGAAAUUUUACUGCAAAUGAAAUGUAUUUAAGUGAGUUAAUUAAAUUACUUAUAUACAUAUAAUGUAUAAUAUAAAGUGGCCCAAGUAAUUGUCAUGUAUUAAAAUGAAAUUCUUUUGGUACUUAGGUGUCAUUGGCCCAUACUUUUUCUAAUAAAUUGUUUUAAUAUAUACAUUAUUUAUAAUUAGUUCUAGAGGAUAUAAAUAUAAGUAUUUCAUUUAAAAUCAGGUUUAAAAAUUUAGAUUCAGAAUAACUAUUGGGGGAAAUGCAGUUUCAUUAUUUAAGUCAUUAAGAGGUCUUUAAGCACUCCAGUACUGGGUUAUAUUCUUGAGUCAGAUUCUCAUUGACUAGCUAUAUUGACUACACCUUUUGGAAUGAUAAUGAAUGACUUUUAAAAAUCUGAAAUAGUUUGGGGUUCUUAUUAAAAAUUUCAUUAGCACUUUUAGUGUGUGUAUGAAGUAAAAGUUUAGUGUUUACUGAAAUUUUAGAGAUCUGAGUCUGAUAAUUACACUGAAAUACUAAUUGAAUGGGUUCAUCAAAAAUUAUUAUAGCUGCUCAUUAAUUACAGGGACAUAGAAUUUUAAAAGUAAAAGAUACAUCAAUGAUCCAAUCAAAUUUCUUCAUUUUCACGGCAUUCUAAAAAUGUAAAAUGACUUUCCCUCAGGCAUCCUGCUAGUUACUGGCAGAAUAAGACUAGACUCCAUCCAUGUCUCUGAACUACCUCUAAGUCAGAUUCUCUUUUUACUACCUCAUCCUACAUCUCCAAUGCUUCAUUGGAAAAAACAAACACUAUUUUCAUGUCUCAGUAGAUAAUCUAUAGUGACAGUAAAUCUAGUUACAACUCAUUUUCUACAACAACUAAUCUAUCACAACAAAAAUUCUCUGGUCCCAAAUGGCAUGCUAUAGACAGAAGUGAGUUCCCUCAUUUCUUUUGGCCAGCCAUUAUUUAAAAAGGAAAAACAAUUCUUUAUAGAUAUUAGGUAACUUUAGGUUAAGAUUAUUUGUUUGUAAUAUGUGCAAUAGUCUUUAUUUUAAUUACUAUCAUUAUUAUAACUUUACAACUCUUGUUGCUAAAGGGAGGAAUAAAGUAGAUGGAAAACUUUGGUGAAGUUCAUAAUGUCUAGAAUUGAGGCAGUCUCACCUAAGGAUUGAUUUCUGGCAUUCCUUUUUAGUAGCUGCAGUUGUAUUGGGGAAUGGAACAACAUUGUGCUUCAGUGAAAGGAAUACUGGAUUUGGAAAUCAGAUGUCCUGAGUUCCAGUCCUUCAUAUGACACUUAACUAGAAACAUAAGAUACAAGCUGAUUAAUCGCUCUGAGCUUCACUUUCCUCAUCUAUAAGAUGUGGAUAGUAAUAUCUCUUGAGAGUCAUGAAAGGAAAGGCCUUUGUAAACUUGUAGAUGUUCGUUCUCAAAGUGUGAUUUUUUAAAAUAGUUUUUUAUUUAUUUAGAAUUUUUAUUUUCCCAAAUUACAUAUAGAAACAAAUUUUAACAUCAAUCAAAGUGUGAUUUUUAAAAAAAAAUAAAUGAUGGUUUGAAAUUUGUGUCAAUGGAAAAUAGACGUUUUAAACAUGUUGAUUACUGCUUCUGAUGAUGAUAGUGGUUAUUUGAUUAGUUCUAUAUGUACUAGAAUUUUAAUUAGGAAAAAAAUUAAAGCUAUUGUGAUUAAUUUACCUGGAUAAAAAAAGAUUAUUUGUUUGUUUUUAGAAUUAUUUAUAGACUAUUAUGAAAUACCUAUACUACUCAAUUUUUAGGGUUUAAAAACUAGUUCUUUGUCCUUAAUAACGCCUACUUUCCCCAAGUUAGAGGACUACUAAGUACUUUUAAAAGCACAGCUUGUCCUUUUAAGUAAUUUCUCAUUAAAAAAAAUUCAGUUCAAGGAUUCACUUCAUAAAAAUAUAUUAAGUUCUGUUAAAUUAAGAACACUGUGCAAAGAGAUAAGAAAUAAUUCACUUGCAAUGUACAGUAUAGUUGGGGACAGAGUAAAUAAAAGGUAUACCAAAAAUCUUAAUGCAGUUUUGUGAAAGCUUAAAACUAAAACUUUGGGGACAUCAUGUAUAAAAUAAUGACUAUACAUGCAUUAAAAAAGACAGAUGUUAUGUGAGGAGAGCUACUAGGGUCUCAGUGGAAGCUUUAUGAAGGAGGUGGCCUUUGAGCUGGACUUUAAAAGCUGAAUGGGAUUUCUGUGUGAUAAUGAAGGGCAAGAGUGGUAAAGAGGAUUCUAUUUAAAGCAGGUGCUUGUAACUUUUUUGGAGGGUUAGGAACUCCUUUGUCAGUCUGGUCAAACUCCAUUAAUUCUUUCUCAGAAUAAUGUUUUUAAAUCAUAAAAUAAAAUACAAAAAAAAACCCCAAUUAUAUUGAAAUACAGUUAUCAAAACAUUUUGAAAAGUUAAUAGGCUUCAGAUUAAAAACCCUUGUAAAAAAGUAAAGUACUUUUAAAAGGCAAUUCCAGCCUUUCUGUGAGAUCUAUUGGAAGCUUUUAUUGAAGGCUGGAAUUUUGCAGCUAAGGAAACAGGCCCAAAUAAAGUAUCUCGGCCAAUUUCACAUAAGUAUUAAGUAUCAGUAAUUACUCUUCAAUAUCAUAUUGUAAACUAUUCUGUACAACAAAUUAUAACAAUACAACUAUAAACUUGAGGAAUACUGUGUUUUAAUGGGUUAAAAGUGCAAGUGAUAACUUUUUAAAGCAUCUGAACCUUACUGAUAGUCUUAUAUUCAAGAUAUCAAAAUUUUUAGGCAGUAGUGACAUCUACUGGCUCUUUAAUAUUUUCACCUUUAAGACCAUAGGUGAGGUUUUUCGGAUGCUCCUGUGUUGAUGACAACAAGCCUCUGAACACUGGAAGGCCUCCUCAGUAAUCCAUUGUCCCUCAAAAGAGUUCAGCUAAGCUGUACAUAAUGGAAAAACCAAAUGGAUGAACAAUCCCAAUUACCCAAAUUAUAAAUAUAGUUAAUUGAGUUAGUACAUAAAUCUUAGAUGCUGUAGAUGGAUGAGCAGGGCCCAGAGUUGAAUAGGAUAGUGGUCUAUAUUGUUUAGAAAUCUGCUCAGUGCUUUUAAUUAUCAUAAACUUUAUUCCCAUAGAAAGCCAUCAUUUUUAAUGUCAUUAUUCUCUUGGUGAUUCUAUAUGGUUGUAAAUCGUGUGACAUGACUAAAUAUUCACAAUAGCCAACUAGGGAAAAAAUGAAAAGAUUGGAUAGAAAUAAUCUGUAACAUUACUAUGACUUUCUUGUGACUAAAAGAUGUUUCAGGUGGGCCUCUUAAUGUCUGGUUGGAAGAACUGUGAAUUGAUCUAAAUGUUUUGGAAAGAGAUUUUUAAUUAUUCAAGGAAAGUGACUAGAAAUGGCUACACCCUUUGGCCCAGAUUCCACUGUAAUAUUAAUGACAAAA
Messenger RNA from Dromiciops gliroides (monito del monte), 7745 nucleotides. RefSeq names its product protein phosphatase 1 regulatory subunit 3D (gene PPP1R3D). NCBI's taxonomy places the organism in Eukaryota, Metazoa, Chordata, Mammalia, Microbiotheria, Microbiotheriidae. Gene Ontology annotation, molecular function: protein phosphatase 1 binding; glycogen binding. Bases 516 to 1418 code for a protein of 300 amino acids. Gene Ontology annotation, cellular component: protein phosphatase type 1 complex. The transcript is spliced from 2 exons. The record is from RefSeq and is a predicted model, not a curated record. Gene Ontology annotation, biological process: regulation of glycogen biosynthetic process.